CUACAUAUAUAUGUCGGACGGGACGGUGUGUGAAAUUUCCAGUUUGGAUUUGGAUCCAAAGGAAGGGAAUACAAAAUAGUGAUGUUACGACAUUGUACAAGGUACCACGGACUGAACAGCAGAAAUAUUAGGAAGAGAAUGUAUCAAUCCAGUAUAUAAAGAUCUGGUGAAACAGACGAUACAGCUGUUCUGAUCAAGAUGGCUAGCUAUUCUGUUCAACAAGUGUGGGCCCGGCUGGACGCUGGAGGGCUUGGACUUGCUACCCAGUUUGGUGGUGCUGGGGAUGGGGAAGGCAUUAUUGUGACAGAGAAUAUGUGGAUAGAAGCUGCCAACUGUGAGGCGUCCAGAGCACGGAACCUGCAGAUUCCUCGUGGACGUGGAAUUGACACUAUAUUUCUGUUGGAUAUCUCAGAAAGUAUGGCUGAUCAGGGUUUGGCUCAAAUGAAGGAGGUUGUGCUGGAAAUUCUCAAAAGUAUUCAGGGAUGUUCAUUUGCUCACCAGAGGGAGGAGAAUGUCGCUAUAGUAACCUUUGGACACACAACCAUCGUGGACUAUCAUUUGACCAACAAUUAUGAUGAGAUUAGAGCAUCCCUGGACCGACUGAGGCCAGGGGGCCGAUCACCCAUGUUGGCGGGGAUGUACAUGGCUCUGUCAGCCAUUGCAGCCAGAGGGACCGAAACUGUCAUCAAUGGAAUAUCUGUCCACCCUAGAAUUAUACUAGUGUCAGAUGGUCAGGCCACAGACUCGGACCGUAUAGCAGGGCCUGACCAAAAAGCUACAAGUCUGUCAGUGGACGCUUGGGAUGGUAUAAUAAACUUGGCCAUCAGACUUGGAGCUGAUCAUCAUCCCAUCAGCUGUGUGCCGGUAGGAAAGGCAAAUGAGGACUUCCUUUUGGAGAUUGCUUCUAAGUCUGGAGGUCAUCUGGUGUGUCAGAGUGAAGUCCACAGAAUAGGCAGAUACUUCAAAAACCUGACUGAGGUCACAUCCAUGAAACGUAAGCAUGACCUUACUACUAAAGAUCCACAAGUGUUUGCCAAUUUGGCCCGCAGUAUGUUGACCGAUGUGAAGGACUCAGACAUUGAGGCCAUGAUGCUUAUCCUUCUAGAGACAGACAAUCUCAGUAGCUGCAAGACAAAAGAGGAUGAAAUACUUGACCCUCAGUUGCCAUUGAUGGGAGCACGGGUCCGACGGGGCAAGGACUGGGCUUGGGGAGAGCAGGACCUUGGUGGACCAGGAACUGUCACUAGUCACUGUAACCAAAUAGGUUGGUUAACUGUUCAAUGGGAUCUGAAUAAUGUGUGUGGACGGUAUAGGUAUGGUGCCGAAGAUAAGUAUGACCUAGCAUUGACCCAGGAACCUCGCAUCCUUCACCAGGACGAGCUGAUAGGGACAGGAUGUCUCGUCUGUAGAGACAAAGAUUGGUCAUAUGGUCAUCAGGAUGGUGGCCCUACAAAUGUGGGCGUCGUCUUUGAUGUCAAUCCCAACGGCCUCAUCAGGGUUCGCUGGCCUAAUGGACACAUGAACACAUAUAAAUAUGGAUAUGAGGGAAUGUUUGAUGUUAAAAUGUGGCACCCAGAGGAGAAUUUUUCUAACAGCUGGCCUGUCACUAGGUCAACCUCCAACCGCUCUUCAGGUUCUGAUACUUUGUCUACACCCCCUACCCCUCUUAAUUCCGAGCAACCCCCACUAACUCCUCACUUUCCCUCUUCUGACCCUGUACAUAGGUCUACCCCUCUCACAACACCGCCCUUCCAACCUAUCCCUCCACCUACAACCUCUAGUGCAUCAGAACCUAGCUUCUCUCCUAGAAAUCAGCUUGAAAAACUUCAGAUAGGUGAAGAGGGAACUUCAGACCUUUCCAUGCAAGGAUUGAAGGGAAGUCUAGAAAGCACCGGAGAUAUGUUUAAAACUACUGACCCUGAAGUCAAGGAUGAUGAUUUAUUUUCUGGAAAUGUAGAGUUCUCUCCCCCUGUUGAUGAGGUCCAGCCAGGUGGAAAAAGUGGUGAUUUUAAUCUGGCACAUAACCAGGGGAGUGACAGCUAUGAUUCAAAUCUGGCAGGAACGCUGUCUCCAGGAGUGAACCCUACAACACCCGUGUUCACACAGAAAACCAUCUCCUGGCAGUACCAGCUUCCAGGGGGCACCUGGCAACCAUACCAAGAUGAUGUCAAUCAAAAAAUUGAGGAAAAAUACAAAAAGAGCGACAAGACAACAUUAAUUAAAAUUGACAAUAACAACUAUCGUAUAAUUUUGAAAGGAAAUUUACGACAGACCCAUGUAAAGCGUAACGGUAAAAACGAAGGUCCUGUAGAACCAGAUUGUGCUGUGCGACGUUUAGAGGUCCCAAUUGAAAUCUGGGGAAUGGACAAGGAAAAAGUGGACCUAUACUUCUCUGCUCUAGAGAAAGGAGUAGAAAAAUUAAGAAAUCUUCGCCUGAUGGUUGUCGGCCAUGAAGGGGUAGGCAAGACGACUCUUUGUCAUCACCUCAUGAAAAUAGUAGUUCCAGAAAACUUGGACAGUACUAACGGCAUCGACAUCUACAUCCACCGGUAUCUUAUCAACAUGAAGAGUAAGAAGCAAACUCCUCUCCCUCCUGACCGCCAGGAGGAGGCCGCCUGUCUUAGACUUGCCAAGGUUGUAGCCAGCUUUAAACAUGGGGGUGACAUGAUGGGAGAAAACCUGGUGGUGGGCUCCAUUAACCAACCAGACCUCCCAAGUCUGUGCAGUCACAAAGGUUAUGGAUCAGAUGAUCAACCUGACACAUCACUGUCAUCAGAGACAGAAGUUAUAACUAUAGGAAACAAGAGUUCUGAUGAUGCAGAUGAAGAGCUACAGGAUCAGAGGUCAUAUUCCAGUGAUGGGAGCAAGAUCAAUAAGUAUAGAUUCCCUACCCCCAAUAUACAUGAUAGCACUUGGAAGAAUACAGGCAAGCCACGCGAGCACAAGAUCACAAACUUCUUUAAGAAUGACAUGGUGGACGUGAUGCAAAAGUCAGAAGGGGAAGAUGAGGGUGAGGAAAAGGCCUACUUGUCAGUCUGGGACUUUGGAGGUCAGAAGGUGUUCUACGAUUCUCACCAUAUCUUCCUCAGUAAAGAUGCUGUCUACCUUGUCUGUUUCAAUGUCGACGACUGUCUUUCUGACGAGGCCAAGAAAAGUGCAGAGUUUGAGCGAGCCCGGUUUUGGCUACAUUCUAUUGGCACAUUGUCCACAAAGCAAAAAAAAUCUGAUGAGACGAAGGAGUUUGAUUUACCUCCGAUCAUCCUUGUGGGCACACACAUGGACAAAGUGGAAGGAAUGGAUGCAGAUACAAAGAGGUCUAAGUUCAUUGAAAUGUGUUCAAAGCUUCUCAACCGGCCAGAACUGCAGAAGAUUAAAAACCAUAUCCAGGGCUACUGUGCUGUUGACAACAGCAAUCCUAACCUGCCAUGGAUAGCUGAACUAUGGGAGAAUAUCAUCAAGUCUGCUGAGUACCAGUCACAAUGGGAUCGGGAUCUGCCUGCAAGAUGGCUGUCACUAGAGAGAGAACUAAUGAAACUCAAAGGUCAAGGUCAAAAGAUUAUGACUUUUAAAGAGAUCACAGAACUGGACAAGAAGUUGGAAACUCCAAUCGGAAAUGAGGCGGAAAUAGAACUCUUCCUUGAGUAUUUACAUCAGACUGGUAAUAUCCUAUUUUUCAAAGAUGGAAUUGAGGGAGAAGACUUGAUGGCCCGAAAGUUGGUCUUGGACCCCCAAUGGAUAGUGUUUGCCUUUCGUUGUCUCAUUACCGACAGCAAGUUCACCCAUUUUGAAAGCAGUAACUUGGAUACCAUGUGGAAGAUGUACCAUAUGAAUGCUGAACUGCUGCAACCCCUGGUUGAUGUCUUGUGGAGAGAAGAUCCCUUCAGGGAGCAUAAGGCUAUCCUUCUCACACUCAUGGAGAAUUUGGGACUGAUAUCACGGCCCAAGUCCCUCAAUAACAUCCAGGCCGAUGAGAAAGUGCAGUACUACAUUGUGCCUACCAUCUUAAAAGAGACCAGUUUUGAUUGGCUGGAAUCAGUGUUGGAUGAAGACACUUUAGCACAAAGCUGUACUUUGUGCAUGGCCUACGAGUUUUUGCCGUUUACAAUCUUCCACAAACUGUUGGCUGCUUGUAUUGGAAAUUACAAGAUAGCAGCCCACCUGACGCAGGAAAGUGUGCCUCUACAGAAGGGGUUCGGCUGCUUCAUGGUAGGGCAGCACUGGCAUAUGAUACUACACUGCAAAAACUCUGUUGUCAAGGUAACAAUGUUCAAAUUUGUGGAGAUGAAAGAGGAAAAGAUAAUUAUGCCUGGGGAGCUGGUAGAAGUGCGGGAAUUCCUGGAGGGUGCUUUGAAGAAAAUCCUUGACCGUCACCAACUAGGUCACCUCUCAUUCCAGUAUGAGGUACACUGCAAGUUCUGGUGUGGGGAGAACGAACAUCGUGUGUCAGUGGAUAACAUUCAGCAAGAGAAAAAAUUGCGUUGUUGCAGUAAGCCAAAAUUACAUUUCUUCAACACAGAAGACCUAGCCCCUUGGUUUGCUCCCCGAGAUUGUGACGAAAGUUAGCUGACUUGAUAGGGUGACAGGAACAAGCAUGAGAUGAUCACAAUAUACAGGGCUUUCAUAUUAAACGUAGGAUGUACA
Molecule: messenger RNA, 4641 nt
Organism: Pecten maximus
Lineage: Eukaryota; Metazoa; Mollusca; Bivalvia; Pectinida; Pectinidae
Exons: 23
Coding region: 199-4563 (1454 amino acids)
Biological process (GO): protein ubiquitination
Cellular component (GO): cytoplasm
Molecular function (GO): metal ion binding; ubiquitin-protein transferase activity
Source: RefSeq, a predicted model, not a curated record